Messenger RNA from Gekko japonicus, 1888 nucleotides. It is a transcript of the gene PPP2R5D, whose product is annotated as protein phosphatase 2 regulatory subunit B', delta. Gene Ontology annotation, cellular component: nucleus; protein phosphatase type 2A complex; cytosol. Gene Ontology annotation, biological process: signal transduction; protein dephosphorylation. The record is from RefSeq and is a predicted model, not a curated record. The transcript is spliced from 16 exons. NCBI's taxonomy places the organism in Eukaryota, Metazoa, Chordata, Lepidosauria, Squamata, Gekkonidae. Gene Ontology annotation, molecular function: protein phosphatase activator activity. The coding region runs from base 79 to 1878 and encodes 599 amino acids.
GAACCGAGAAGAACCGAGUGAAGAGGAGGCCGGGCCGGCGGGAGAGGCCGAGCGAACCAGCCAGUCCGAAGAUCCGGGAUGCCCUACAAGCUGAAGAAGGAGAAGGAGCCUCCAAAGUCUACUAAAAGCACUACAAAAGCCAGCAGUGGCAGCGGUGGAAAGGAUGGCAGCACAGAGAAUUCAGAAGAGGUCCAACAGCAGCAGCAGCAACAGCAGCAACAACAGCAAACCUCGAAUAAGCGCCCCAGCAACAGCACCCCGCCACCGACGCAGCUGAAUAAGAUCAAGUAUUCAGGGGGACCCCAGAUUGUAAAGAAGGAGCGAAGGCAGAGCUCCUCUCGCUUCAACUUGAGCAAGAACCGGGAACUUCAAAAGCUCCCUGCCCUUAAAGAUGCACCGCCUCACGAACGGGAAGAACUCUUCAUGCAGAAGUUGCGGCAAUGCUGCGUCCUCUUUGACUUUGUCUCUGACCCGCUCAGUGACUUGAAGUUCAAAGAGGUGAAGCGAGCAGGUCUCAAUGAAAUGGUAGAGUACAUCACACACAAUCGGGAUGUUGUGACGGAGGCCAUUUACCCUGAAGCAGUUAUUAUGUUUUCAGUAAAUCUCUUCCGGACGCUUCCCCCAUCAUCCAAUCCAACAGGAGCAGAGUUUGACCCUGAGGAAGAUGAACCCACGCUAGAAGCUGCUUGGCCACAUCUCCAGUUGGUGUAUGAAUUUUUCCUAAGGUUCCUGGAGUCACCAGACUUCCAGCCAAACGUAGCCAAGAAAUAUAUUGACCAGAAGUUUGUAUUGUCGUUGCUGGACCUGUUUGACAGUGAAGAUCCCAGAGAGCGAGACUUCCUGAAGACCAUUUUGCAUAGGAUUUAUGGGAAGUUCUUGGGCCUCCGAGCGUAUAUAAGGCGGCAGAUCAACAAUAUAUUUUACAGGUUUAUCUAUGAGACAGAGCAUCAUAAUGGAAUUGCAGAGCUGCUAGAGAUUUUAGGAAGUAUAAUCAAUGGAUUUGCUUUGCCUCUGAAGGAAGAGCACAAGAUGUUCCUCAUCCGGGUUUUAUUACCAUUACACAAGGUGAAAUCUCUGAGCGUCUACCACCCACAGUUGGCAUAUUGUGUUGUGCAGUUUCUGGAGAAAGACAGCAGCCUGACUGAGCCAGUGAUUAUGGGCUUGCUGAAGUUCUGGCCAAAAACACAUAGCCCCAAGGAAGUCAUGUUUCUGAACGAACUGGAAGAAAUUCUGGAUGUCAUUGAGCCUUCUGAGUUUGUGAAGGUUAUGGAACCUCUCUUCAGGCAGCUGGCCAAGUGUGUCUCCAGUCCACACUUCCAGGUGGCAGAGAGGGCAUUGUAUUAUUGGAACAAUGAAUACAUCAUGAGCUUGAUCAGUGACAAUGCGGCCAAAAUUCUCCCUAUCAUGUUCCCAGCACUCUACAAGAAUUCCAAGAGUCAUUGGAACAAGACAAUCCAUGGGUUAAUUUACAAUGCACUGAAGCUGUUCAUGGAGAUGAACCAAAAGCUGUUUGAUGACUGCACACAGCAAUAUAAGGCAGAGAAGCAGAAGGGUCGAUUCAGAUUGAAGGAGCGAGAAGAAAUGUGGCACAAGAUUGAAGAACUAGCUCGCCAAAAUCCACAGUAUCCCAUGUAUUGCGCACCCCCACCUUUGCCUCCUGUUUAUUGCAUGGAGACGGAGACCCCCACUGCAGAGGACAUACAGCUGCUGAAGAAAACGAUGGAGACAGAGGCUGUGCAGAUGCUGAAAGACAUGAAGAAGGAGAAGGUUUUGCUGCGUCGGAAAUCUGAGCUUCCUCAGGAUGUCUACACUAUAAAGGCUCUGGAAGCGCACAAGAGAGCAGAAGAAUUUCUUACUUCGAGCCAGGAGACACUCUGACGGGCUAGGG